GUUGCAUCAGUUUCGCAGCAGGUGACCCCCACCCCUCCGCCAAAAUCCGGCUAUUAGAUGUUACCACGAGGUUGAUCAGGAGAAGCCACCAUGUCUUAAACCCAGACGGGCCCUCCGGAGCCCUGUCCCCUCACCCUGGACCCCCCUCCCCCUCCCCCAUCCACCACCUCACCCCUUCUCCCAGCCCCAUCCCGCUCCCGGACCUCCCUGCACAUGCGAGGGACAGGCUACCCAGCCCUGGCUCCCCGCUGGCGCACCCCUCCCCUCCCUCCGGAGAGAUGAGCUUGCAGAAGCACCAGCAGCUGGGCGGCAGCAGCGGUGGGGUGAUGGGCUCCGACAGGGACCUGCAGUCCACCGCCUCCUCCAUCUCCCUGCCCUCUGUGAAGAAGGCCCCCAAGAAGAGACGCCUCUCCCUGGCGUCUCUUUUCAGACGGAGAGGACGAGAGUCCAAAUCGGGGCGCCAAAGGUCUCGAGAGCUCCAGUACCCGGGACCCGGAGGGCUCGGAGGGCUGGACGGCAUCGCCAGCAUCGAGAGCAUCCACUCCGAGAUGUGUAACGAUAAGAACUCUGCCUUCUUCUCCGUGGCUGGGACCGGAGCUGCCUCUGCCAACGCCGCCGCCAACGCUGCUGCUGCUGCUGCUGCUGCUGCUGCUGCUACUACUGCUGCUGCUGCUGCUGCCUCCACCUCAUCCGCCUCGGGGCCUUCUUUCUCUACCUCCUCCUCCUCCUCCAAGGCAGGGGGCGGGGCGGGGAGCGAGCUACUGGAGUGCCCGCUGUGCCUUCUGCACCACUCCAGGGAGAGCUUCCCUGACAUCAUGACCUGUCACCAUCGCUCCUGCAUCGACUGCCUCCGCCAGUACCUGCGCAUCGAGAUCUCCGAGUCGCGCGUUAACAUCAGCUGCCCCGAGUGCUCGGAGCGCUUCAACCCACACGACAUCCGCAUGAUCCUGGGCGACCGGGCGCUAAUGGAGAAAUACGAGGAGUUCAUGCUGAGGAGGUGGCUGGUCGCUGACCCUGACUGCCGCUGGUGCCCUGCGCCGGACUGUGGGUAUGCGGUGAUCGCCUUCGGGUGCGCCAGCUGUCCCAAGAUCACGUGCGGCAGGGAAGGCUGCGGCACGGAGUUCUGUUACCACUGUAAGCAGCUGUGGCAUCCCAACCAGACCUGCGAUGCAGCGCGGCAGCAGAGAGCCCAGAGCCUCCGCCUCAGGACGGUGCGCUCGUCCUCCCUCAGCUACAGCCAAGAGAGUGGAGCUGCAGCUGAUGACAUCAAACCGUGUCCACGCUGCGCCGCUUACAUCAUCAAGAUGAACGACGGCAGCUGUAACCACAUGACCUGCGCUGUCUGCGGCUGUGAGUUCUGCUGGCUCUGCAUGAAGGAGAUCUCAGACCUGCACUACCUGAGUCCGUCAGGCUGUACAUUCUGGGGGAAGAAGCCGUGGAGCAGGAAGAAGAAGAUUCUGUGGCAACUUGGAACACUCGUGGGCGCCCCCGUCGGUAUCGCGCUCAUCGCCGGCAUCGCCAUCCCCGCCAUGAUUAUCGGCAUCCCCGUAUAUGUGGGAAGGAAGAUCCACAACCGUUAUGAAGGCAAAGAUAUCUCCAACCACAAGAGGAACCUGGUGAUCGCUGGUGGAGUGACGCUCUCCGUCAUUGUGUCUCCAGUGGUGGCUGCAGUCACUGUCGGCAUUGGAGUUCCUAUCAUGCUGGCGUAUGUCUACGGCGUGGUGCCCAUCUCACUGUGCCGCAGUGGAGGCUGUGGUGUCUCAGCUGGGAACGGAAAAGGAGUUCGCAUCGAGUUUGAUGACGAGAAUGACAUGAAUGCAGGCAGUGGGGCAGCCGCCACUGAUACGACAUCAGUGGCAGACACCAGGAACAACCCUAGUAUAGGGGAAGGUAGUGUUGGGGGGCUGACAGGCAGCCUGAGUGCCAGUGGCAGUCACAUGGACCGACUGGGGGCCAUCAGGGACAACCUGAGUGAGACGGCCUCCACCAUGGCCCUGGCUGGAGCCAGCAUCACUGGCAGCCUGUCUGGCAGUGCCAUGGUUAAUUACUUAAACAGGCUGGAGGUACAGGCUGACGUACAGAAGGAGCGAUGCAGUCUCAGUGGUGAGUCUGGCACCGUCAGCCUGGGUACAAUCAGCGACAACGCUAGCACCAAAGCAAUGGCUGGAUCCAUUCUUAAUGCCUACAUGCCCCUCGACAGAGAUGGGAACAGUAUGGAAGUCCAGGUCGACAUCGAAUCUAAACCCGGCAAACUGCGGCACCACAGCGGCGGCAGCAGCGUGGACGACGGCAGCCAAGUAGGCCGCUGUGGCUGGACCUGCCCCUCCAACGGCUGCAACUCCUCAGAGGGCAAAGGAACCUCCACCAAGUGGGCCAAAGAGGCGUCCUGCUCGUCAUCUUCCAGCUCGGGGGGCAAAAAGAGCAAAGGCAAGCUGCGCAAGAAAGGCGGCGGUGGAGGAGGAGGAGGAGGAGGUGGAGGAGGCACCAAGAUCAACGAGACGCGGGAGGACAUGGACGCUCAGCUGCUGGAGCAGCGCAGCACCAACUCCUCGGAGUUCGACUCGCCUUCUCUGAGCGGCAGCCUGCCCUCGGUGGCCGACUCCCACUCCAGCCACUUCUCUGAGUUCAGCUGCUCCGACCUGGAGAGCAUGAAGACCUCCUGUAGCCACGGCUCGGGCGGAGGUGACUACCACACCCGCUUCGCCACCGUCAGCCCUUUACCCGAGGUGGAGAACGACCGCCUCGAGAGCUGCCCCGCCGCCGCUGCUGCUCCUCCUCCUUCUUCUUCUUCUUCUUCUUCUUCGUCCUCCUCCUCCCAGGGACAAGGAGUCGCGAUCACUCCCCACUCCCCCACCUCCACCAGCUCCUCCCUGGGCCACGGCGCAGAGCUCUCCCCCCUCUGCUUCAUCACGGAGGAGAACGUGAGCCUGGUGUACCCCGCCGAGCCGGACUCUCACAGCAACACCGGAGAGCUGCUAAAAGAAACCAACAACAACAACCACCAUCAACCGCACCACCCAACCCAAACCCAGCAGCAGCCCAAGAACUCGUGUAUACAGACUGACAUAUAGAAUCUCAAAACCUUAAGUGCUGCACAGACGCUCUGUUUUUAUUUAACAUCUUUUUUUUUUUCCUCCACCAAACUAACAAUCCUAGUUUACAGUUUAAUCUGCAUUUCUGUUAUUCCCUUGUAAAAGGGGGGACAUGUUAUUUUGGGAUCAAUGUCUUUAUAAAA
Scomber japonicus (chub mackerel) is the source of this 3235-nucleotide messenger RNA. Its product is annotated as E3 ubiquitin-protein ligase RNF19A-like. The transcript is spliced from 9 exons. The record is from RefSeq and is a predicted model, not a curated record. Lineage: Eukaryota; Metazoa; Chordata; Actinopteri; Scombriformes; Scombridae. Gene Ontology annotation, biological process: positive regulation of proteasomal ubiquitin-dependent protein catabolic process; protein polyubiquitination; ubiquitin-dependent protein catabolic process. Gene Ontology annotation, cellular component: ubiquitin ligase complex; cytoplasm. Gene Ontology annotation, molecular function: ubiquitin conjugating enzyme binding; ubiquitin protein ligase activity; zinc ion binding. Bases 279 to 3071 code for a protein of 930 amino acids.